This is a messenger RNA of Mesorhabditis spiculigera, 3753 nucleotides long. Lineage: Eukaryota; Metazoa; Nematoda; Chromadorea; Rhabditida; Rhabditidae. The record is from the annotation of a GenBank genome assembly.
AUGGCGUCGGCCGGCGUAUUACCCUUUGUCAAAGGGAUCGACUUUUCUAGGAAUGAUUUUGCGAAUGAAAAAUUCCCCCAGGAGUUGGAGGCCUGCACGCAGAUGACAUGGCUGAAGCUCAACAACACUUCGUUGGAGCGAGUACCCGAUGUGCUCUCCCGGAUGACAAAGCUGGAACACUUGCAAAUGUCAAAGAAUUCUUUGACUUCCGUCCAUGGAGAACUCUCAGACCUUCCACGAUUGCGUUCCAUUAUUGUCCGGCAUAACACAAUUAAAACUUCCGGCAUCCCAACUGAUAUUUUUCGAAUGAAGGAUCUCACAAUCAUCGAUUUCAGCCAUAAUCACCUUCGGGAGGUACCCCCGAAUCUCGAAUACGCAAAGGGUGCUAUUGUGCUCAACCUGUCGCAUAAUAAAAUUGAAAAUGUACCAAAUCAGGUUUUCACGAAUCUGAUCGACCUUAUCCACUUGGACCUUUCCGACAACAAAAUUGACAUGCUACCCCCACAGCUCAGGCGUUUGUUGCUCUUACAGGUUCUACAUCUUUCAAACAACCCGCUCAGUCACUUCCAACUUAAGCAACUGCCUUGUACCAAAAAUCUUCGCGUUCUCCACAUGUCUAAUACAAAUCGAACUCUACAAAAUUUGCCCGAUACCUUCGACGAUCUGGAGAAUUUAAUGGAUGUCAGCUUUGCCCAAAACGACCUUCCUGAAGUACCGCGGGGCCUCUAUCAGUUGAAAAAAUUGCGUAAACUCAACUUGAGUGGCAAUAAGCUGAAAAAGCUAGAAAUCCCUGAAGGGUGCUGGGAAGGUCUGGUAACGCUCAACGUCUCGUCAAACGAGCUAACGUCGCUGCCGGAGGGCAUUGUGCGUAUGGACCAGUUGCAGCGACUAUACGCUAACAACAACGAGCUCACAUUUGACGGAUUCCCCGGAGGCAUCGGCAAAUUGAUCCAACUCACUGUUCUCCAUCUAUCGAACAAUAGACUUGAAUUGGUGCCGGAGGGGUUGAGCAGGUGUGUAAAGCUACAGCGGCUUCGCCUAGACCAUAACCGAUUGAUUACCCUGCCCGACGGAAUCCAUCUACUACCGGAUCUUUCUGAAUUGCGGCUGAACGGGAACGAAGGACUCGUCAUGCCACCGAAGCCGAGCGAAAAACGUCGACGUUUGGCUUUUUACAAUAUCGACUUCAGCUUGCAAGGCCAGCUUAAAAUGGCAGGGCGGCUUCAGACGUUGAUGAAUACGGCAACCGCAGCGUCUUCAAGCGGCUCUCCAAUCCAGCGGCGAAAAGACUUUAUCCGCCGUCGUCGUCACCAAGCAGACGAGAAUUGUGCCGAUAAGCUGAUCAAGGGGAUGAGCAAGAGCGCCGGUGCCACUGCCGAGUUUCUGGAUCGUGGUGACGAUGAUUCAGCGUCAUCUCCUGGGAUUCCCGGCUGGAAGGCCGCUAUGGGUAAAGAGCGACAGAAGAUCGAUUAUUCGGAAUUCUUUGACGCAGACGUUGGAAAAACUGAGGGAAUGUGGAUGUGGGAAAUAGAUAAGUUCCAUCCAGCCGCCAUCGAGCCUGAAUUCCACGGAUAUUUUUAUGAAGGAGACUGCUAUAUCGUCCUCAAUGUCACAAUGGACGCCAAUGGAAAGUUCGAAUACGAAAUAUUCUACUGGCUUGGUGAGAAAACGACCCAGGAUCGUCGAAUGUGUGCAGCAAUGCAUUCUGUUGCUUUAUCGCAACACCUUGGUGUCUCGUGUAGAACUCAACGGGAAGAACAAAAUGAGGAAUCCGACGAGUUUCUGUCGCUUUAUGGGGAUGAGAUAAUCUAUCUAGAUGGCGCGCGUACUACGUCUGGUUUCUUCACGGUCGAGCAGAAGGUUCAUGUUACCAGAUUGUACCGUGUGUCAGUCAGCGGCAUCAACAUUGAGAUGGAGCCAGUUCCCCCAAGCAGCGAUUCGCUCGAUCCCCGUUACGCUUUUCUACUCGACGCCGAAAAGCGUAUAUGGAUCUGGUCGGGCAGCCGAAGUCAACUUACGGUUACCACAAAAGCUCGCCUGUUUGCGGAGCGCAUGAACAAGCGGGACCGGAAAGGCGCUGCAGAAAUCGAGACCUGUCAUCAGCGCCGUACCCCGGAAGAAUUUUGGAUGGAUCUUACUGGCUCACCGAACGCGCCGGAUGAACCGAUCUUUGAGCACGUGCCAGAUGAUUUGUCGCGCAAUCCAAAACUGUACAAGACUGUCAUUAGCGCUGGUUUCAUCGAGUUGCCUCAAAUUGAACUUGAGCACGGGAUCGCUAAGCAGGAGAUGCUCCAAUCCAAAGGCUGCUACAUCCUCGACUGCGGCACAGACGUUUAUUCCUGGACUGGCAAGAAAGCAGGCCGCUUACUGAAGAUGGCCGGACAACGCCUUUUGAAUGACAUCUUCCGUAUGAUCACUCGACCGGACUACGCACAAAUGCAACGUGAAAACGAGGGCGAGGAAACGUCAUUUUUCAAGCUCAACUUUGCUCACUGGGAUGACAUUGUGCCUGUUGACUAUACACGCACGCCCGAAUCGAUUGAAAAGCGCGGACCAGAUGUAAAGGUGAUCAUGGAGCGUGAUCAGUUGAAGACCGAUCUCACACAUCUGUUCAUGGAGCGUAAUGAUCUCAUGUCGAAGGCGGACGGCGAAAAGCUUAUUCGUGACUUCAACACUGGCUUUGAGAUGAUUGAAGUUUUCAAUUUGAACGGCAAACAGUUUGCGGCUCAACCCAAGUCAGAACUCGGAAUUUUCUAUUCCGGUGAAAGUUAUGUCUUCCUCUGCAAGUACACAAUCUUCGGGGAUGACGAUUCUGAUGUGGACGACGAAGAGUCGGUUGUGGCUACUGAUUCGAACCAAAACGAGGAAAAGAAGGUUGCUGUCGAUUUCAAGUGUAUGGUCUACUUCUGGCAAGGGCGUGACGCAAGCAAUAUGGACUGGCUGCACUUCACGUUUGGGCUACGUCCCAAACUAGAGCAACUCUUCAAGGACAAGAUGGAGGUCGUCCGCAUCUAUCAACAACGGGAAAACCACUGGUUUUUGUCUCACUUCAACCACAAGAUCCUCAUCUUCACCGGAAAGAGGAGUCAACGAGAGAAGGCUGAUGCUCAACCCGAACUCUUCCAAAUGCGCGCAAACGGCAGCAAUGUCAGCACGCGGACCAUCCAGAUUCCCACAAAAGCAAAGAAUUUGUGCUCUGGUUUCUGCCAUCUUCUCCGCGUGCCGGCCUGUGACAAAUGGGAUGGUUGCGUCUUCAUUUGGGCAGGAAAAACCGCUCCCGAAGAUGAUGUUGUUCUCGCUCAGGAGAUUGCCGAAUCGAUGCUUGCUGAUGGUGAGGAGGUUGUAUCUGUGAAAGAAGGCGACGAGCCCGAACUCUUCUGGGAUGCCCUCGGCGGCAAACAUAAAUAUGUGACGGAUCCCAGCUUCAUGCAAUACACUCGUCUUUUCCGAUGCUCAAACGACAAAGGAUACUUUUCAGUUACUGAAAAAACUAUUGACUUCUGCCAGGAUGAUCUGGAAGACGACGACGUGAUGAUCCUCGACAACGGAACUUAUAUAUUCCUGUGGCUGGGCCCGAAAGCUUCCGAUGUGGAGAUCAAGCUUUCUUACAAGGCCAUACAUGUUUACGAGGCUCAUCUCCGUCUGAAGCAACCAGAACGUCCGCGUAAAGUGGUUGCUACGGCGAAGGGUCAUGAAACGAACAAGUUUACCCGCUGCUUCCACGCUUGGGGCGCCUACAAGAAAGUUGCCGAA